Molecule: messenger RNA, 636 nt
Organism: Gastrolobium bilobum
Lineage: Eukaryota; Viridiplantae; Streptophyta; Magnoliopsida; Fabales; Fabaceae
Exons: 3
Coding region: 1-636 (211 amino acids)
Biological process (GO): telomere maintenance; DNA repair
Molecular function (GO): DNA helicase activity
Source: RefSeq, a predicted model, not a curated record
AUGAAGCACAAUUCGGCUCAAGCUGAGUUGCUAUCAAGAGUUAAACUAAUCAUUUGGGAUGAAGUACCAAUGGUUCAUAGAUUCUUCUUUGAAGCUUUAGAUAGAAAAUUGAGAGACAUCCUUCGUUUUUCAAAUCCAAAAAGUUUCGAACAACCAUUCUGUGGGAAGGUCAUUGUUCUUGGAGGUGAUUUCAGACAUAUCUUGCAUGUUAUUCCUCAUGGUGGAAGGCAAGAAAUUAUUAAAAUAUUCUCUGAAUGGCUUCUUUAUGUUGACGACGACAACGUCGGUGACAAUGUUGAUGGAUUCUCUAUCAUAAAAAUCCCAGAUGAAAUCUUGAUCAAUGAUUCCAAUGAUCCACUCUCAGAUUUAGUAGAAUUUGCAUAUCCAAAUCUUUUGAAAAAUAUGGAUAAUUCAUAUUUCUUCGAAGAAUAUGUUAUCUUUGCACCGACAUUAGCGAAUGUCUGCAUGUUACAUAAGUACUUAAUGUCAAUAAUUCUAUGUGAAGAGAAGAUUGACGUUCAAAAAGGGAGUGCCUCUCAUGCUUCUGAGGAAUAUAAAUCAAUCAAGAGGGUUGUGCAAGUACAAAACUUGGUGAACAUGUUGUUGAAGGAAAAAUUCUUUCAGGCAAUAACAUAG